Symbiodinium natans is the source of this 1065-nucleotide messenger RNA. The record is from the annotation of a GenBank genome assembly. NCBI's taxonomy places the organism in Eukaryota, Dinophyceae, Suessiales, Symbiodiniaceae.
AUGGCUAAGACGGCUAAGCCUGCGACCUCCUCGGGCAAGUUUGCUGCAAAAGCAGUGAAGAGGGAGCCCAAGGCCGCUGCCAAGGGGACGGCCAAGGCGCCCACACCCAAGUCGCAAGCAGUGAAGACCGAGCCAACAGAAGCAGUGGGCAAGAUCGGCAUGGAGAGAGGCCAGCUGUCGGGACUGCUGACCUCGCUGUCCUACCAGUGCAAGGCCAAGAAAGCCACCCCCGAGCACAGAGCAGCAGCAGCGAAGAUCCUCAGCGACUACAAGGCAGCAGACGUGAGUGGCAAGAGCAAGAUCUUGGAGAAGCUUGUGCAGAGUGGCAUGCACUGCUUGGACUGGGCCAACGAGCUGACGAAGAACACGGAGGUUCAACACGAGGAAGCGAAUGAGUUUGUGAAAGGCUUCAUGACCCGGUCCAAAAUCCUGGAGCUCAAUGGCCUGAACGAAAGCAACCUUUCAGAGCAGGUGGCAGCCGACACCUUGCAGGACCUCCUGAGAGAGUCCGAGGAAAGGUUCAAGCACACCAGGCAAGAGCAGCCGCACAAGAACAAACUCCUGCAUCGCUACUUCUACAAGAUGCAGAAGGAGAGCACAGAGAGAGACUCUGCCACCGACACGACUCGGCACAGUCAGACGGGAACCAUGGAUGGUGAAUUGGGCUCGUUGAUGGAUGCCUUCGGCAGUGGUGCCACUUCCAGCAUUGAGGUGGACAUGAAGGGUGCCUUCAACAAGAACGUCCUGCUGCUUAAGCAGUACAAGCCGAAGCUCAACAAGCUGCACCAGGAAGGCCUCGAUAUCUCCAGUAUUCUGCUCAGUCUGUCCCCGGAGAUGUACUCCCAGAUCUGCCAGGACAUCGACAAGAAGAUGCAGACCCUGGAGGAAUUCAGCACAAAGCUGAGACAAAGCACGGCUACCAUGAACCGUGUGGAUCCGGCGGACAGCAGUGUGGACCUCGAGAAGCUGGUGAAGACCACAGGUGACUUGAUCACCGAGUGCGAACAGCACCAGAACGUGGUCGCAGGCUUUCUGAAGCAGUGGAAAUUGGUCGCCGGCAUCUAG